Messenger RNA from Adelges cooleyi (spruce gall adelgid), 2651 nucleotides. RefSeq names its product endochitinase. Gene Ontology annotation, cellular component: extracellular region. The coding region runs from base 547 to 2091 and encodes 514 amino acids. Gene Ontology annotation, biological process: chitin catabolic process; carbohydrate metabolic process. Lineage: Eukaryota; Metazoa; Arthropoda; Insecta; Hemiptera; Adelgidae. The transcript is spliced from 9 exons. Gene Ontology annotation, molecular function: chitinase activity; chitin binding. The record is from RefSeq and is a predicted model, not a curated record.
UUAUGAAACUAUAUCUUAGUGGUUUAUGUAGUUUUUUGUCGUUAAUGAGUUUUUGUGAGAAAAUAAACGGUACAAAUCACCUAAAAAAAAGCUUAAUGACUUUAUUUCGAUGUAUCAUUAACACAGUGCGCCUAUACAACAGCGCCACCAGCAGCAACAGCAGCUAAUUCUCUUUGUUCUAGACGUAGGCUUUCUCUGCUAAUUCGUUACUAUUCAAAGACCGUCCCUAAUCGGCCCGACCGCGUACGGCCACUACACGCAGUGCCGACCUCGACGGAGAAAAGUUAAAAGUGGACGUUUGCUGGUUAAUAUGUGAGCGAGUGCGUGUGUGUGUUUCUUUGGUAUUGUGGACAAAGGAGUGCGUUGACAUUGAGACGCAAUCUUGUCCGGACUAUAAAUUAGACACUGUCAUAAUCGAAGACAUCAUUGCAUACGAACUCAGACCGUUGACCAGUCAAUAACGAACGUUCGUUUUGGGGAACCGCAUCGGGCCUUCAGUUUUCCUAGUGGUAAAAAUACAUCACUAAAAACAAAAAACAGAGUAGGAUGGCGGCCGGUCUAUUGCCGUUGCUGGCGAUGGCGGUGUUGGGUUUUGCGUCGUACGCGGAUUGCGCAAAAGUCGUUUGCUAUUUCAGCAACUGGGCCAUUUACCGACCCGGCAUCGGCAGGUACACCAUAGACGACAUACCCGUGAAGGACUGCACUCACGUCAUUUACGCGUUCGUCGGCUUGGACAACACCACUUGGGGAAUAAGCAUUAUCGAACCCAAGAUAGAUCUCGAUCAAAACGGUUUCAAAAACUUCACGGGUCUUAGGCAACAGUAUCCGGAGGUAAAGUUGAUGGUGGCUCUCGGCGGGUGGGCAGAGGGAGGCAAGAAAUAUUCCACUAUGGUGUCGUCACCCGACAAGAGGGCGACGUUCAUUAACAGCGCAACAGAAUUUCUCAAAGAGUUUGAUUUCGAUGGACUCGACCUAGACUGGGAAUAUCCGGGUGCGGCCGAUCGGGAUGGAUCCUAUUCGGACCGCAACAAUUUCUAUUAUUUCGUGCAAGAGCUGAAAGAAGAGUUCCAAAAACAAAACCGUACCUGGGAACUCACCAUGGCCGUACCGUUGGCCAAGUUUCGGCUAAUGGAAGGCUAUUACGUUCCGGGGCUUUGCAGUUUGGUCGACGCUAUACACGUAAUGGCUUACGAUUUACGAGGUAACUGGGCUGGGUUCGCCGACGUCCACAGUCCGUUGUACAAACGACCUACGGACCAAUAUGCAUAUGAGAAGCUUAACGUGGCCGACGGUAUGCAACUCUGGGUGGACCUGGGAUGCCCCCCGAAGAAACUGGUGAUGGGGGUACCGUUUUACGGUAGAUCGUUUACUCUGAGCGCCAGCAACAACGAUUACAAAAUCGGCACGUACAUCAACAAAGAAGCCGGAGGAGGCGAACCGGCCAACUACACGCAAGCGAUUGGAUUUUUGGCUUACUACGAACUUUGCGAAUACCUGGUGGGCGAAAACAACGGGUGGACCGAAAUGUGGGAUUCGGUGGGAAUGUGUCCUUACAUGUACAAAGGCACUCAAUGGAUAGGCUACGAUAACGUUAAGAGUUUAACGUUGAAAAUGGAACACAUCAAGAGCAAAGGUUAUGGCGGUGCGAUGACUUGGGCCGUUGACAUGGACGAUUUUCGUGGAAUUUGCGGACCUAAGAAUCCACUAAUAAGAGUGCUGAAAGACGCCAUGGAAACUUACACGACACCCGACUUAAAAUUCACUACUACGCCGACACCCGAUUGGCUUAUACCCCCCGAGAAAAGCACUUCAAAAAAGAAAUAUACGACUCCCCAAACAAUUAUUACCCCGUCGACGACCACGGUGAAAGAAUCAAAUGAAGUUGAAAUACAAAUACCGGUAGACGAGCAGCAAAUAUCGGGAUGUAGACAAGGCGAUUUUUUGCCACACAGCUAUUGUAAUAAGUACUCCAGGUGUAAUCAUGGAAAACUCACAACGUUCACCUGUCAACCUGGCACUGUAUGGAAUAAAAAACAAAUGGUUUGCGAUUGGCCCUACCGAACUGCUUUAUCAGACUGUAUUAACGUGUAAUUAUUAAUGCUUAAAAUUUUUAUAUUAUUUAAUAAUCCUUAUAGUUUUAAGUAACGCAUAAGAAAUAAUAUUAGGAUGUUUUGUAACAAUGAAUAUAUAAAUUAGAAAAAUUCAAAUUGAAGACAUAAAGUUUGAUUUUUAAAUACUAUUCCUAUACCAUAUGUUAUGUACUUCAAUAAUCGACUUCAAUUACAAUACAUAAAACACUAGUUUUAUCAUAAAACUAGUGCUGUACAAAACUUUUAUGUAUAAAAAAUGUAACAUGCUUAUGCAUUUUAUAAGGCAUUAAAAAUGUAUAAGUUAUUUAAAUACUAAGAUUUUAGCCUAAUAGAUUAAUUAGGUAAGGUUUUUACGACGCUUCUUACAAAAACUAGCACUUAGCGCAUUUCAGUUAGCUACAAAAAAGAAAAAAAAAUUGAAAUGAAUCUACGAAGUGUACCUAAUAUAUUGUAAUAACAAUAACAUAACAUUGAACUGAUUUUCGUGACAGUUCUAAAACGUUUUCUUUUAUAGAAAAGUCAACGCGUUGUUCUUCUUUAACUAAUAAUUAAUAAAGCAAU